This is a messenger RNA of Nematocida minor, 819 nucleotides long. RefSeq names its product tRNA (guanine9-N1)-methyltransferase. Gene Ontology annotation, molecular function: tRNA binding. Lineage: Eukaryota; Fungi; Microsporidia. Gene Ontology annotation, biological process: tRNA N1-guanine methylation. Gene Ontology annotation, cellular component: nucleus. The record is from RefSeq and is a predicted model, not a curated record. The transcript has a single exon. Bases 1 to 819 code for a protein of 272 amino acids.
AUGGAAGAGCAAGUGGUAGAGAAAGCGGCAAGACUGAGCAAGAAAGAAAAAAAAGAGCAGAAGUACCAAAGGCUGAAGGAGAAGUAUAAACAGAAAAAAACCAAAAGAACAAGAAGGAAAAGAGCGCCAGAGGACCAGGAAAUAUCGAACUACAGAGUGUGCAUUGAAGUGCUGGGCGGGCGCGAUCUGAUGUCAGAGAAAGAGAUGAGAAGUCUGUGCGAGCAGAUCAGAUAUGUCUAUGCUGCGAACAGAGUAGCGCAGAAGCCUGUGCAGCUGAUGGUAAGCAACGCAUCACUGCUCGAGGGAUACGCAAGAAAUGAUGUAGCCAACUGGACAAAUAUUGAAUUUAAAAAUGAGUCUGUUGCAGAGAUGAAAACAGAGGACAUAGUCAUUUUGUCUGCAGACUCGCCAAAUACAAUCAGCGAAAUGAAAGAAGGUACAGUAUACGUAAUAGGAGGGCUGGUGGACAGGAAUAGACACAAGGGAUAUCUUGAGAAUCUAUUCAAAGACAAGUUUACAACGGCAAAGCUGCCCAUAACGCAGAAGCUAAGCUGCUCCAAGGUGCUGAGCACUCUUCAUGUAUUUAGUAUACUGCAGACAUACACUGAGACAAAGGACUGGGACCUGUCGCUGAAGAUGCACCUCCCAGAAAGAAAGCAAGUCUCCUCUGAGGGCCAGGAAAACAGCAAAAGUGCUGAAAAAAAAGAAGAAGAGUGCGAGGGUGUUUCAAUAGAGCACGGUAACUCUGAGGAGAACAUUAAGAUAAAAGAUGGAAAAUCUGCAGACUCUGAAGAGAAACCGCAGUGCACAAGAGGCUGA